AAAUUCUGCUGUGGAAGAAAAAGACCUCCAUAAGGAUGAGAUUUCUACUAGCUGGCUGGCCGCUGUGGCCAAGCAGUUCUAGGCUCUUCAGUCUGGAACUGUGCUGCUGCUGGUUGCAGGUUCAAAUCCUGCCUCGGACAUGGAUGUGUGUGACAUCUUUAGCAGGGACAUGAAUCUGGCUGUGGCAUUCUUGGAAUGGUCACUUCACACCAAGAACUCUGGAGAUGAACUGCUGUUCCUGCUGAGACCAUUAUAUGAUUAAUGGAACUAGCAUAUGAAGGAGCAACUGCCCGCAUUUCUCCUACGUCUGGGAUGAUAUCGGCAUGUCAAAUUUCAGUGCAAAUGGACUGAAUGCUUGGAGGUUGACAAGGCGCGAGUCUCGUCUGUUUCCUCCAGAUUCACUGAAAUUUCAUUCGUUUGUUGUGGAAACUGGCUCGAAGCUGCGAUGUGGGAGGAAGGAUAGUCCACAGGCGAGGAAGGGUAGGCGGUCAGCUGGUGAAGAGUCGGCUGUCAGGCAGCUGACUUAUUGCUGCUGCCACAUCGAGAACAGUGACAUCACCUCUGCAGUGAAGUUCCGCUCGGGCAGCCCCACCUGCGUCCCGGACUGUGGCUGCUGCUUGGAAGAGACUUGUGACGAAACCGUAGGCUCGGCAGCUUUUGUGCCCGAAAAAGACCAUCAGGUGCGUCAGAUCCGUUGUGCCAUGAAAAGACGGGCGAGUAGUGAUCCGCGCCCUAGGAAGGUUGCGAAGGUGUCCGUUCGGCAAUUGGCUGUUACCAACAAACGGAAUUCUGUAAAUACAAAAGGAAUAACACAAUUACAGCCAUCAGUUAUUAAAGACAGUGAUGUGGCAAUUUCCAGUAACUCUCUUUCUUUCCAACCUCGUAACCAGAAGACAGGAAAGGGAAAACUUUCUACUGAACGGUUGUCUCCGUUCUGGAAGCCUUCUGUGCAACUCCGGCGACUUCCUGCCGAAAUCGUCAAGUGCUACUUGUCCAGACCGACUGUCGUGUUGUCGAGGUUACCUGAUAGCCUAUUUCAGUGCCAAGAGGUUUCUUCUAAAGAGCAGGCUCUUGUCACUGCAGCAAGUGCACCUGAAAAACGUUUGAACGCUGACUCCAAACUAAAAGACCAGGAAAGAAAGAAGCGGAAGAGGAAUGACCUUAGCAUCCUGGACCGAGUGAAGACUUGUAACACGGAAGCAGUUAAUGCCGACAGCAAUACAAAGUCUGCAAAGAGGGCGACUCCUUUGACUUCAGCAAAUAAAUCUAGACUACGUUCCAAGUCUGAAACAAAACCAGAAGAAUUGGAGAAGCAGAAAAAGAGUAGUAGUAGGAGUAACCUGAGGACAGCGGACAAUGACAAAGACUCUAGCACGAAGUCGGUCAGUGCUGGCGAUGAUACGAACUCACCUCAGAAGGGGGCUCCUGUGACUUCAGGAAGUGAAUCUCGAACACGAUCUAAGUCUGAACCAAGACCAGAAGACUUGGAAAAGCAAAAAAAGAGCAGCAGUGGCCUGAGGACAGUGGAUAAGGUCAAGAGUUCUAGUACAAACACGAUCCAUGCUGAUGUUAAUACGAAAUCGGCACAAAAGGUGGAGGUUCCUGCGAUUUCAGGACGUGAAUCUCGAACACGUUCCAAGUCUGACCUGAGACCAGAUGAGUUGGAAAAAAGAAAAAGGAGCAGCAGUGGCCUGAGGACAGAGGACAAAGUCAGGAGUCGUAGUGCAAACUCUGUCCACGCUGAUGUUAAUAUGAAUUCAGCGCAGAAGGUAGCUCGUCAGGCUGUAGCCAAUCAGAAUGCUCUGUCACCAGUAAGGAACCUGCGUUCCGAUUCUCCUAAAAUACCUGAAAGGAAAAUGUAUAGAAAUGCAGGAGAAGUAGUUAAUGCAGAGGCAAAAGAUGUCCGCUCUAAAUCUACCAGUGCUGGCACCCACAAAGCAGAGGAACAGACUAAACGGAAAAGGAGUAAAAGUGCAGAAGCAAUAUUUAAUGGAGCACAAAAGGAAAUUAAAUCAGAUUUGGCCAGUGUUGCUGCCGAUAAGUUGGAGGAACAGAUACAUUCUCCAGCUUCAGCAGGCACACCUCAAAAAGAUUCAGAGACUACACUAGAAGAGAAAUCUUUGAAAAGGAAAAGAGGAAGGCAAAGACGAGAUGAAACUGGCAGUGGACCUUCAGUGGAAAAGUCUGAGGACCAUAGACACGAUGAAGUUACUAGUAGAGAUAAAAAUGAUGCUGCCCUUGAGAUACAUUCUCCAGCUUUAGUAGACACACCUCACAAAGAUUCAGAGACUACACUAGAAGAGAAAUCUUUGAAAAGGAGAAGAGGAAGGCAAAGACGAGAUGAAACUGGCAGUGGACCUUCAGUGGAAAAGUCUGAGGACCAUAAACACGAUGGAGUUACUAGUGGAGAUAAAAAUGCUGCCCUUGAGCAGGCUCUUGUCACUGCAAUAAAUGUACCUGAAAAACUUUGCAAGACUCACUCAAAACCAGAAGAUCUGGAAAGAAAGAAGAAGACAGGGAAUGACCUGAGCACCAUGGACCGAGUCAAGCUUUGUAACAUGGAAGCAGUUAAUGCUGACAACAGUAAUAAGUCCUCAGAGGAGGUACCUACUACAACUUUAGCACGUGAAUCUGGACGACGUUCGAAUUCUGAAUCCAGACCAGAAGAAUUGGAAAACCAAAAAAAGAGUAGUAGUGACUUUCAGACAGUGGAAAAAAUCAAGAGUACUAGUACAGACUCAGUCAUUGCUCAUGUCAGUAGGAAGUCAGCACAAAAGGAAGCUACUAUGACUUCAGCAAGGGAAUCUAGAAGACGUUCCAAGUCUGGAUCGAGACCAGAUGACCUAGAAAGGAGAAAAAGGAGCAGCAGCGACCUGGGGACAGAGGACCAUGUCAAAAGUCCCAUUACAAAUUUGGUCCAUGCUGAUGGUGAUAGGACCUCACCACAGAAGGUGCAUUCCCAGCCAUCUCAAGAAUCUUCAGAGUCUACAUCAAAACUGGAGGAUGUGGGAAGAAGAAAGAGACAGAGUAGUGGCAAUAAAGCUGCCACUGCCACCGUGAUGAGUAGAGUGGAAGACAGUAUUAGAAGCAAAGUUCAUGCUGGAGAUAAGAAACACACACAGGAGGUGCAGCUCCAAGCUUCAUCUCAAGAGCAUCCAAAGUCUGAGUCAUUAAUGAAAACUCUGGAAAGGAGAAGAGAGAAAAUAAGGUACAGGAAGAUGCAGGCCUAUUGUGCAACAUGUAAAAUGGAACAUAACAACAAAGAUGCAGUCACUGGCGGUGACAAGAAAUCGUCACGUGCGCGGGCUCCUGCCACUUCGGUAAGCGUACGAGGAAAGCGUUUCAAGGCUGACCAAGUACCAGAAGACCUGGAAAGAAAGAAAAAGAGGAGGAACAACCAGAGCACCAUGGACCAAGCCAAGAGUCAUGAUACAGAAGAAGUUAAUGCUGACAGCAGUAAAAAGUCUACACAGGAGGAGGCGCCUGUGACUGCAGCAAAUAAAUCUAGACAUCGUUCCAAGUCUGAAACGAGACCAGAAGAACUGGAAAAGAGAACAAGGAGGAGCAGUGGCCUAAAGACAUCGGACAAGAAAAAGAGUUCUCCUGCAGAGUCUGUCAAUGCUGCUGAUAAUAGAAACUCAGCACAGAAGGAGGCUCCUGUGACUUCAGCAAAUAAUAAAUCUAGACAUCGUUCCAAGUCUGAAACGAGACCAGAAGAACUGGAAAAGAGAACAAGGAGCAGCAGUGACCUGAAGACAGUGGACAAGGAAAAGAGUUCUGCAGACUCUGUCAAUGCUGACGAUAAUAGAAACUUAGCACAGAAGGAGGCUCCUGUGACUGCAGCAAAUAAAUCUAGACAUCGUUCAAAGUCUGAAACGAGACCAGAAGAACUGGAAGAGAGAACAAGGAGCAGCAGUGGCCUAAAGACAAUGGACAAGGAAAAGAGUUCUCCUGCAGAUGAUAAUAGAAACUCAGCACAUAAGGAACCUCCUGUGACUUCGCCAAGGGAAUCUCGAAGACGUUCCAUGUCUGUACCGAGACCGGAAGGCCUGGGGAAGCGAAAGAGGAGCAGCAGUCGCCUUAGGACGGAGGGCAAAGUUAAGAGCCCUAGUACAAAAUCAGUCAUUGCUGAUGAUAGUAGGAAGUCAGCACAGAAGGAGACUCCUGUGACUUCAGUGAGGGAAUCUCGAAGACGUUCCAAGUCUGAACCGAGAGCAAAAGUCGUGGAAAAGAGAAAAAGGAGCAGCAGUGGCCUGAGGACAGAGGACAAAACCAGUAGUGCUAGUGGAAACUCGUUUAAUGCCAAUGUUAAUAGGACGCCAACACAGAAGGAGACUCCUGUGGCUUCAGCGAGUGAACCUCGAAGGCGUUCCAAGUCUGAACCACGUCUGGAGAAUAGUAAAGGGUGCAGCAAUGACCAGAUGACAGAGGAAAAAGUCAGGAGCCCUAGUAGAAACUCAGUUAAUGCUGAUAUUAAUAGAAAAUCAGCACAGAAGGAAACUUCUGUGACUUCCGGAAGUAAAUCUAGACGACGUUCCAAGUCUGAAUCGAGACCAGAAACUUUGGAAGGGAGAAAUAGACAGAGCAGUGUCUUGAUGACACUGCAAAAAGCCAAGAGCCCCAGUAGAGAUGUGGUCAAUGGUGAUGUCGUGAGGAAGUCUCCGCAGAAGGAGACCUCUGCAACUUCAGGAAGUGAAUCUAGACCACAUUCCAAGUCCGAAGUGAUACCAGAAGCUUUGGAAAGGAGAAAUACACAAAUCAGUGACUUGGCGACACCGGACAAAGUCAACAGCACUAGCAGAGACUUGGUCAAUGGCGACAUCAAUUGGAAGUCAGUGCAGGAGGAGACCUCUGCAAUUUCAGGACAUGACUCUAAACAAUAUUCAAAUUCUGACAUGAGACCAGAAGCUUUGGAAAGGAGAAGUACAUACAUCAGUGACCUGGCGAUACCAUACAAAGUCAAGAGCACUAGCGGAGACAUGGUUAAUGGUGACAUCAAUAGGAAGUCAGUGCAGAAGCAAUCUUCUGGCACUUCGACAAACAGCUCUCAAAUACAUUCAGAGUUGGAAUCGAGAGAGGAAAGACAGAAGAAAAGGGUGGAAAGGAGCAAUGAAUGUCAGGCACAAAUUACAGUGAUGAAUGGAGGUGAAGAAAAUUUUAGUAUUCCAGUUGUUGGUGCCAAUGAAAAUUCCACACAGGAGAUUCUUCCAAAAGCUGCAGCACAAGCUGACAUGAGUGUACUCUCUAACAACAAACAUCAUUAUCCAGAUCAAGCCUCCAAGUUGCUUAACAAAAUUCCGACCAAAUUGGAAAGAUUAAAGGCAAAAAUAUGCCAGAAUACCAGUGUGAAUAAGCUUCAAGAUGUUACCUCAAAUUUUCUAUAUGGUGGCGAUAGUAAUGUGAGGACAAGGCAAAAGAUGCUGGAAUCUUUAGCGCCAUCUCCAAGUUGCAGAUCAGUGAGGUCCAUGUUAUCAGAAUCUCGUACGUCACUGAAUUCCUUGUCAUCUGAAGGAACAGAAUUUGAGAGCCCCGCUUAUGAACCUCUUGGUUCAUCACCUAUCUUCAUGCAGAAUUUGAGGGAUGAACAUGAGGAGAUUCAGAAAACGAAGGUAAUUUCUCCGAGCUGUCGUUCGGACUGCUGCAGUUUAAGACAGCCACAGGAACUGACUUCUCCACCACUGAAGAUACAAAUGCAGAACAAGACUGCAGUUCGUCGUCUAUCAGACGUGUUUGAUGCUGUGCCAUCCACUUCCAAGGGAGCAGCUGCUCAUCGAAAAAUGGCAGAAGAGCAGAGGCUGAAAUGUUUGGUUGCAGCAGAGGAUGAUGGAAAUGUGGUUCCGUGCCACGAGGUGGAUGCUCCCUUUUAUGAAGAGUGGACGAAACGUGUAAGAGAAGCGGACCGGAAGGCAGAGGCUGGCUUUGCACCUAAAUAUUCCAAGAAAUACAAAGGCCGCCAAGAAACAUUUGAUGAGAUGCCAACUCCAAGUGACGAUGGGAAAGAAUUAAUUUUGUCACCGAAGCUCAGUUCUACUUCUCCCAUGAAUUGCAAACAGCACAAUGUUGCACCGAACAAACUAGCUCUGUUAGGUUGGAAAGAUUUGCACUCUCCAUCAAAUUGUGUCCCCAGCAACAAGUCCCCAGCAACAAGACCUCUCAACACAAGUGAUGGUGGAACCAAUGAUUCUGAGGAGGACUGCAUAAUUACUGAUGUUCGGCUUUGUAGUAGUCCUUCUAGUGUUCUCCACAAAACCCCACCAUUGGGUAUAAGGAAGAACUCCAGUACUAGUACAACAGUAACAGGACAAAGAAAUCUGGGUAAAUCGCUUACAGAUAUAAGACCAGAGCAGCAAAUAGGUGAAUCUAAUGAGUUAACAGUAGUUGGAGUCAACCGUACCUCUAGUGCGAGGAAAUGGCAGCAUUGUAAUAAGUCACAAUUUCAGAGCAGUGCCUUUAGUGCAUGCCAUUGUCGUUCCAAGCGCGUCCAGCGAAGAUGUCGUUCCGCUAGCCCAAGGCUGUGCAGUGUCAAUGAUUAUUACAGAACUGAGGAUGACGAUGACGAAGACGACGAUGACUACGACGAUGACAAGUAUGAUUUUGAUCCCGUCACACGUCUACAGCAGAUAAACAAGCAGAUAGAGCUUUUGGAGAACAGCACACCACAAGUGAAUCCGUUAUGGAGGCGUAAAACAAGGAAUCAUGCAUCACUUUUAGAAGGAAAUGGUGUGAAUAAGGUAAAGUCAGAUGGCUACCGAGAGGACAGUGAGGAUGAUGACAAAUCGGUCAUCAUUCUAGACGAGCGAAAUCCGUGCUUCAGUCCGAGGUCUCCGAGCUAUACACCCCCGGAUCUGAGAGCUAAGAGAUCGAGUCCUGAACAGUGUGGGUCUUUGACAGUUGAGAAUGUUGCUAAGCAUAACAAUUUCUUGAAGAAUAGUAUUUCUGGCCCAUCCUCAUCAUCGUCUUUGUCAAUGUGUGGCUUGAGUGAUUCAGACGACGAUGCGUCAGUCUGUUGCGUCUCGAGGGGUAUGGUGACGCCAAGGAAAGGACUGGACCGAGAGCCUUCCUUUACGGAGGCUUCUACACCCAGGACAAAUGGUGUUUCACCAUGCCUCUCUCCAACAACAAAGAGCAGAUCGAGGUGUUCGUCGCGGAAUGAGGAUAAUAGCAGGACAGAUUUGCCAACGUGCUCAGCUACAAAAACCCACACUGUCAUUGGACAGAGGAACGGUGCAGAAAUGAUACAUCUGUUUGCUUCCCCGGCAAGUUGUGUUACAGAUGAAGUUUCACCUGUUUUGAACAAGAGGAGGAAUCCACCAUUUAAAGGUAGUGUAAACAGUGCAAAACACAACGGACUGCUAGAUUCAGUCAGUAAAGACCCAGAAGUACCAUUGCGAGGACACAGUUAUCAGCUAGUCACUCCAUCUAUAUCAGCUGCUAGAAUGGCUACUGUUUUCUGCCACCGUACAGAUGGUGUGCAGGAAAUAAAAGACUGUUUGUCUGAAGAGAAUGACAUAAAUAGUAUGAAUGAAAAAGAGUCAGUCAGGAGAAAUCUGAAGACGCCAACAGAAUUGCCUGUUAGGAGGCUGUCGUCACUGUCUCCUAUGGAGACCUGCUACGGCCCUCCUUCUUCACCGGGCGAGCAGAGCAGUGAAUGUUCUAUGGAGAGGCGGCAUUCUGUAAGCAGUAUGGAGAAGUCCAUGUUAUUACAUUUAUUCGACGAAAUACGGGCAAUGCCACAAUUGGAGAAGGGUAUCGAGAGAGAUGAGGAAGAAGAUUCGGUGUCCGCUGGAAACGUCUCAAUCUGCGUCGAUGGCUCUCAGUCAUCUGGCGAGUCGGAUGAUUUGGAUGCCGAAUGCAGGGACACUGAUGCAGAGGUGGUGGCUGAAGGAUUUGGCUUGCAGAUAACUCGUGGUGAUUUAGCUACUUUAUCUGGGACGAACUGGCUGAAUGAUAAAAUUGUGAAUUUCUACUUGAAACUUUUAACAGAAAGAGGGAGACAGAAUAGGGAACCAGAAGUGUAUGCGUAUGACACAUUUUUCUUCCCAAAACUGAUUAAAUGUGGCUAUGAAAGUGUCAAGAAAUGGACUAGAGUGGUAGAUGUAUUCAAACAUGACAUUUUGAUAAUUCCGGUUCACCUGGGAACGCACUGGUGUAUGGCAGCUGUGGAUUUCCGAAAGCAGACACUUGUGUAUUACGACAGUAUGGGAGGAGAGAAUGAGUCAUGUCUGAAGACCAUAUGGAGUUACUUGAAUGAAGAAUGUGCACAGAGAUCAGUUGAGCCCCUAAGUGAAGAAAUAUGGCAAAUCCGGUGUGCGAAGGAUAUCCCGAAACAAAGCAACAACAGUGACUGUGGUGUCUUCAUGUGCAAGUAUGCAGAAUGCAUUACACGUGAUGCUAAGUUGGAGUUCUCCCAGAACGACAUGCCAGAGAUACGAAUGGAAAUGAUGGAAGAAAUACAAACAAUGACCCUACUUCACCCCUGAAUGUGUAAUUGCUGACAGCUUUUGCACACAGAAAUCAAGGAAAAUUUACCAUUUGAGGCAUCAUUGUCUCACACACUUCAGUUAACAUGGAAGAACUAUAAAAAAGUGCAUGCUUAGAAAUAAGAUAAUGAUCUUUUUAUUGGUAUUUUCUUUCUUUCUUAUUAAAAAUAUACAUGUGUUUUAUGUCAGUGCAAGGAAAGACAUUUUUUAGUCCUGUAGAGGAAUACCAUUGCGUUAAAUGCUAGCAGCUUUUUUAAAGAUUGCACUGAAAGUUCCGAUGUAAAUGAAGAAAAAUGGAACUGCAAAAACUGAUGUAUCUAUAUGUACAUAAGCACGGAAUUUAUUUUCAUAUGUUCCUAUAGGUCUACAACUUUGUAAAUUCAUUCAGAGGAGUGAGAUAUCAGUGUCAUUAUUGUUGAUGUUAUUAGUAUAUGUGUACAAG
Molecule: messenger RNA, 8922 nt
Organism: Schistocerca nitens (vagrant locust)
Lineage: Eukaryota; Metazoa; Arthropoda; Insecta; Orthoptera; Acrididae
Exons: 45
Coding region: 324-8480 (2718 amino acids)
Biological process (GO): protein desumoylation
Cellular component (GO): nucleus
Molecular function (GO): deSUMOylase activity
Source: RefSeq, a predicted model, not a curated record